Molecule: messenger RNA, 988 nt
Organism: Prorocentrum cordatum
Lineage: Eukaryota; Dinophyceae; Prorocentrales; Prorocentraceae
Source: the annotation of a GenBank genome assembly
UGGUUCCAGGGCACCAUAAUUCAAGGACGCCGGGUGAGGUUUCGCAACCUUCUUCACAUCGGCCAGUCAUUAGAAGCGCGUCGCGACCAUGGGGAUGGCAUUCACAAAGCUCUUCGCCAAGCUGAUCGGCAAGCAGGAGAUGCGCAUCCUGAUGGUGGGCCUCGACGCCGCUGGCAAGACUACCAUCCUGUACAAACUGAAGCUCGGCGAGGUUGUCACGACGAUCCCGACGAUCGGGUUUAAUGUGGAGACGGUCGAAUACAAGAACAUCAGUUUCACCGUGUGGGAUGUCGGUGGCCAGGACAAGAUCCGCCCGUUGUGGCGCCACUACUACCAGGGCACACAGGGCCUCAUCUUCGUUGUUGACAGCAACGACCGUGACCGCGCGGAGGACGCGCGUGAAGAGCUCAUGAAGAUGUUGAACGAGGACGAAAUGCGCGAUGCCGUGCUGCUUGUCUUCGCAAACAAGCAGGACCUCCCGAACGCGAUGCCGGCGGCAGAAGUCACCGAAAAGUUGGGCCUCCACAACAUGCGCAAUCGCCAAUGGUUCAUCCAGUCGGCCUGCGCCACGACCGGCGACGGCCUCUACGAGGGCCUGGAUUGGAUGUCGCGCACGCUCUCCUCCAAGAAGUGAAGGACGAGCGCCCGGAUCGGACAAUGGCCAGCAGUGAAGAAUAGGGCCCCAACUGGGCCCCCCUCUGGGGCCCCUGCCGGCUCCACGUGGGGGCCCCAAACGGCUCCUUCGGGUUUCUCCUCACCCUCCUCCUCCUCCUCCUCCUCCUCCUCCUCCUCCUCCUGACAGUGGCGUCGCCUGCCGGCGCACGGGCCGCUCCGUCGACGCGGGGGACGGCGUACGCCCCAGGGUGUUUGUUCCUCCUGCGGGCGCAGCGUCGAGGCCUUUGCAGCUCUGCCCGUGCGGCGGAGAGGGGCCGAGGCCAUGCGUCGCGCUCGACUGCACUCUUGCCCCCCACCCUCUUCUUCCCUUCCA